Messenger RNA from Tupaia belangeri chinensis (Chinese tree shrew), 4413 nucleotides. It is a transcript of the gene SCN2B, whose product is annotated as sodium voltage-gated channel beta subunit 2. Gene Ontology annotation, molecular function: sodium channel regulator activity. The record is from RefSeq and is a predicted model, not a curated record. Gene Ontology annotation, biological process: regulation of sodium ion transmembrane transporter activity; cardiac muscle cell action potential involved in contraction; membrane depolarization during cardiac muscle cell action potential. Gene Ontology annotation, cellular component: plasma membrane; voltage-gated sodium channel complex. The transcript is spliced from 4 exons. NCBI's taxonomy places the organism in Eukaryota, Metazoa, Chordata, Mammalia, Scandentia, Tupaiidae. The coding region runs from base 219 to 866 and encodes 215 amino acids.
UUUCUCUCUCUCCCUUACACACUCCCUCUCUCUUUUUAGCAGCAACAUACAAGCCGGCCAUAUUAGGGAGAUGGAAAUAAAGCUUCCUUUAUAUUGUAUAUGUCUUUGAAGUACAUCGUGCAUUUUUUUUUAGCAUCAAACCAUUCCUUCCGGUCGUCCUCUGCCCCUCACAUCACCCUCUCCCAUAGCCCACCCGACCAACAUCUCAGUCUCUGAAAAUGUACAGAGAUGCCUGGCUACCUCGCCCUGCCUUCAGUCUCACGGGGCUCAGUCUCUUUUUCUCUUUGGUGCCACCGGGGCGGAGCAUGGAGGUCACGGUACCUACCACCCUCAAUGUCCUCAACGGCUCUGACGCCCGGCUGCUCUGCACCUUCAACUCCUGCUACACGGUGAACCACAAGCAGUUCUCCCUGAACUGGACCUACCAGGAGUGCAGUAAUUGCUCCGAGGAGAUGUUCCUCCAGUUCCGCAUGAAAAUCAUUAACCUGAAGCUGGAGCGGUUCCGAGACCGCGUGGAGUUCUCGGGGAACCCCAGCAAGUACGACGUGUCGGUGACGCUGAGGGAUGUGCAGCUGGAGGACGAGGGCAUCUACAACUGCUACAUCAUGAACCCGCCCGACCGCCACCGCGGCCACGGCAAGAUCCAGCUGCAGGUCCUCCUGGAAGAGCCCCCCGAGCGGGACUCCACGGUGGCGGUGAUCGUGGGUGCCUCCGUGGGGGGCUUCCUGGCUGUGGUCAUCUUGGUGCUGAUGGUAGUCAAGUGCGUGAGGAGGAAAAAAGAGCAGAAACUGAGCACGGAUGACCUGAAGACCGAGGAGGAGGGCAAGACGGAUGGCGAAGGCAACGCCGAGGACGGCACCAAGUAACGGGCGGCGGCCCUCAGCCCUCCCCGCGUCUUGUCUCCUCCCACUCUGCCCUGUGCCGUGUGACCCUGCUGCCCUCUCUUGGUGUGCUUCUCUUGAACCAGGACCCCAGGGCCCACCUGGGCUUCCUGAGCCCCUCUCUUCGUGUCCCCUCCCCUGAACCAAGAGUGACCCACCUCUCUUCCAUCUGAGAAACCUGCCAUGGCAUCUGGGCUAUGCGGGCCCUGGGCGAUGCGAGAAGGGCUCCAGGCUGCUGGUCUCUGAGAGGAGGCAGGAGGCACAGCGAGGGUCCCAGAGAGAAGGGGGAGACUGGGCAGUGGCAGAGGCGAGUCCAGCUGUCCAGCCUGCCCAGUGCUCGGUCUUACAGUGGCUUUGAAGAGGACCUGGAGGGGGGGCUGUCUUGUGCUGGCCGAGCUGCUGCAGGAAGGCCUGGGUGUGCACUGUGGAGCCCCUCAGCUGCUUCCAGCCCGGGGCAGCCUCCUCAGGCUGGGGAUGAUGAGGAGACUCUCUAAUUGGGGUGGGGCAUGGUAAAGGGAUGCCUGCGCAUGUCCAGGGCAUGGACGGAAGCUGGGGCUGGAGGACAGCUUCACUGGAGCACUGGCCCAGGGCGCUGCGGCUGUCCUGGUUCCCUCGAGGGCUAGUUCUACAGGAGCCUCCUUGUUCUCCAUUGGCUACUGAUCCUUUGGGAGUGUCGUGGGGCCACACAGGGCAGGGGUAUGUCCACCACUGGUCCCCACCAGCAGCUGAGUGACUGAGGGGUGAGGUUCACGGUAACAAAGAGAUGCUUGCUCCAGCCGGGGAACCACCUGACCUGGGCCCAGAGCAGCCGGCGCAGAGCCAAGGCCGUGGCUGCGGCCUGCAGAGCAGGGCGGCUCACUGAGGGCCCGGCGCAGACUUGCCCAGUGGCCCUCAGUAGCUUUCCGACUGGCUUUGGCUGGAGGGUUGGUGCAGGAAGGCCAGAUGGACGCCUGUGGGGCCCUUGGAGCCUCCGAGCCCCUGGGCAGCCCUGUCCCAUCUGGAGUUGAGUUGUCCGUUCCCCUGUCCCAACGACUCACAGAGCCAAUGUUCACUGCCAUUUUAUCACACUUAACGGGAUCACACUUAAAGGAAAUUGCAUAAGCUCCAAGAGAGGGAGAAAGCCGGACAGAAACUGCUGACUCAGAAGGUGGCCUUGGAAGGCACUCAGAGAUCAAGUAGCCUCAUCCUUCAGGUGGGGGCUGAGGUUCCAGCAGACACCAAGGGCCCUGCCCUCUCCUCUGGCUCCUCAAUCUCUAGUCUGAAAUGGAGCCGUGUUUUUUCUGCCGGGAAGGGCCUCAGGGCCUGGUAAAGGAGGGAGGUGGGGUGAAGGGGGUGGGUUCAUCUGACCCCCAGGGUGGGGUUGAGGGGUGGGGGGAGAGGAGAGGGCACAGCUGCUGGCCACGCCCUCUUUCCUGCCUGGUGGAAAUCUCUAGCACUUCCAAGCUUUCCCAGGAAGUCAGCCACGGCCCGGCUCAGGGAGUUAGGUGCCCAGGGAAAAGGGGGUGGAGACAGGACUGUGACAGUCUCAGGGACCAAUCCCUGCCUCUGCCCACCAGUUUUGGGAGAGAGCAAUAGCAGAUAGGAGACUUAGCUUAAUUCACUUCAGUUCAACAUUCAUUUCUUGAGCAUCUGCUAGGUGCCAGGCACCGUGCCCUGUGCCAGGGACACACACAAAGCCAUAAGAGAGUUGGGGACUGCCAGGUCAGCACUGUAGGGACCAAGAUUAAUUUUUUGGUGCAUCAUUUCCACCUGUGUAGCCACUGCUUCCAGGGCAAGAGUUGAGGAAAGAAGGAAAAGAUUGAAGAAUCUGGGCCCUGGAAGGGAGGAAGGGAAGAGGGAAAAUCCAGCAGGGAUGGGGGUGCAGAGGCCAGGAGAGUGGGCUCAGAGUGGCCAUGGGCAGCCAGCCAGCUUAUCCCAGAGCGAGGGGAGUCCAGCCCAUGUGGACAUUCUAAACCACGGGCUGAGUACCUAACUGCCAAUCAACACACUGCCAAUGGGGUGGGCUAAACCUGGAGCAGGUGGACGCUGCCCGUCUUUCAAGCCAAGCAGCUGGGAGCAGAGAGGUGGGUGGUGGGCACUGCACGCCAGGUGGCAUACACGUCUGUGGCUUGCAGAAUUCGUGUAUCUGGUUGCCUCGGAAGUGCCCUCCUCUCCCAGGCUGAGAGGGGAUCUGCGCUGAUGUUGGGGACAUUCUUUUUUCCAAGGACUCACAACAUCGAGGGCAAUUAUUUGCAAGAGUCCCUCCGUUCAUUCUAAGAGAUCCUAACUUCCAUCCAGAAACCCUCUUCUGGGAUCAUUUCCUUCCCUGCCCUGACAGAGGGGGGCCCGGGGAAAGGCCUCUCUGUGGGCUUUGCGGCCGGAGCAGAGGGGCUGGGUCAGGAGCCAUCUCUGCCCAGGUGCUGCCUUCGUAUGCACUUUCUUCUCGAGCCUCUCAGACCCUCCUUCAGAGGGCUCAGGGCUGCUCCUCCAGGGCCAAUGAGGCUCGGGGCAAAGUGGGGCCCUGUGUAUAGAGGUGGGAAACUGGUGAGAUGUUGCCACAACAGCCAUUUCUACCCUGCUUUCUGGCUAUGGCAGCCUGCUGCUCCUCUUCCUGCACUGUGGGGUUCGAGUCCCACCUCUGGCUGCAUGAGCACUCUGCUGGUUUUGGCCUGCCAGCUUUCUCAGCUGCCCUGCCUCUCCCCCUCACUCAGAACCCUCAGUCUGUCUCUCCCUCCUAAUUAAGGGCCACUGUAAAGAGAGCCGGGCUGGCUAACCCAUGGGAUUUAGCUUAUAAGAACAAAGCACAAUUUUUCAGGACUGAAAUGCCUUGAGGUGCCUUGGAACUGGCUUUGGAAAUAGCGAUCUGCCUCCUAGCUAUGGAUUCACCUCAGUUAUUCCCAACUUCUGUAAAGGAGAAGCUGGCGGGACCCAUACUUCUCUCUGCAAGUCUCCUUGUGAAAAGUUGGGCUGGUAAAUAUUUCCAAGGUGAGGUUAAGCAGACAGACAAUGGAAAAAAAAUACCGGCCAGGUCCAAAAGGAUAAUCCCAAGCCAUAGGAGUGGCUUGGUACCAUUGGAACGGGUGACAAAGGAAAUGUUCCUUCUUGCUUAUGUCUUAAGGGACAGACAGCCUGUGGCUCUGGCAGUGCCUCUUUUACCGCAGCUUGCUGACGCAUUGUACAUAGUCUCUCUGUAGGUUUAGCUAUAUGAUAUAUACAAAUACGAAACACCUCGUGCUCACCCCACACGUUACACUGCGGGGGGGAGGUGAAAUCACUUGUCGAUGUUUUGAGUUGCUUCACCAAAGGCAAAUUAUGGAAUGUUCUUACUGUUCUUUGUGCACUGGAGGGGGAAACCCCAAUACUUAUGCACUUUCUGGGCUUUAUGUGCUAUGUGGCGGCUGGAAGGCGUGUUUGGAAGGGGAGAGGAACUUCGGCGGUCCUCUGUGACCGUCUGCUUGGGUAUAUCUGCUUUUGGGAGCGGACGGAGUUUCUUCUGCAGUUUGUCUUACUGCUUGAAUCUACCGGCGACAAUAAACGGACUAUCUCCACUGGA